Messenger RNA from Leishmania braziliensis MHOM/BR/75/M2904, 1980 nucleotides. RefSeq lists its product as hypothetical. Bases 1 to 1980 code for a protein of 659 amino acids. The transcript has a single exon. NCBI's taxonomy places the organism in Eukaryota, Euglenozoa, Kinetoplastea, Trypanosomatida, Trypanosomatidae. The record is from RefSeq and is a predicted model, not a curated record. Gene Ontology annotation, molecular function: mRNA (2'-O-methyladenosine-N6-)-methyltransferase activity; RNA polymerase II C-terminal domain binding.
AUGCAAAGCGCACUGGAAGAGCUCCUGCGAUACAGAGCCGCCUUGACCGUGCAGGAGGAACUGGAGCGACUGUGCAAAGCACACCUGCCCAUCUCACCUUUCUCAGACGCCAGAGGUCUCCUACCGGGUGCCAUCUUUGAAGGCCACCAGAGUCUCGCGGCGACGACCCUACAUCCCUCUGAUAGCCGGCACCGUGAGUGGGUUCAGCAGACACGGGAGUGGGUUCAUCCCGUUCUCGACGUUCGCCGGCAGGCGGAUGUCGUGGAAGUGGCACAAUCAGUCGCCACCACCACCACCACCGCCGCGACGCGCCUGCGCCUGGUGGCGAUGCAGUACGUCCAGGGCGACAUACUCGGUGUCGUGAAGCCUGCGGAGUUGGCAGACGUCGCUACCGCAGCCACGUGUGUGCAGUCGCCCCGCUCCGUCUCCGUCAAAAACCUCCGCCUCGCCACUCCAGAGCCCUUCUACCACGACGCACUCCUUCCAGCACUGGAGGCCAUUGAGCCCCACCACGCCUCCAAAAACCUUCUUGACCUGUGGCUGAGCAAGCUGUGCGGCGCGGCCAACAAGAUGAGCACCUCCUUCAACCAGAAGCGCAAAACGGCAUGGCAGCUAACUGACGAAGCGACCUACAUCUUCUACGCCGCACGCAAGCAGCUGGCGGAGCGCAUCGUGACGGUGCGAAUGCACAGCAGCCAAGACGGUGGAGCGCGGCCGUGGGAGCUAAAGGUACACCUGCAAAGCAGGGAUGAGCGUCUGCUGGCGGUGCUGGGGUCCGCUGUCCUGGCGACUGACGGCGAUGGGUCGGCGGAGACGGCCGUUGUGAUCGACCUGAUGGGAAAGACCGUAGACUCUAGCGAGUGGGUGUGUCUGCGGGAGUGGCUGAGGCUCUCGGCGCCGUCGCAUGGUAAAGCUCACUUUUCGCACGAGGGGUCGGAUGUGGAGUGGACUGCACUGAGUGAUGUAGCGCUUCGCCUUCGCAUUCCCGUAAGUGUGGCCGUCGUGCUGCGUUUGCACACCCGCUACGUUGCUCGAUACGCAGCGACGAAGCCUUCAGCGAGUGACAACUUUCUGCACGCUCUGGCGCGCUUGCUGUUGCGCUACCACGGCCUCUGUGGGGGUAGCAUGGGGAAGGAGUCGGGCUGGCAAGCCGCCGUGCCGCCCCCGGUGAUGGACGUGUUCGAGCACCACCACCAGGGAUUGCUCUCUCCCCAGCGUCCAACUGUCAUCGUGGAGUGCUUUGCGAGCCCCUUCAACGCAACGCGGCCCUUCUUCUUUUCUGUCUUCCAUGACACAGAUGCUGCAUUCGGCUCUCUGGGGAACUUCUUCGCCUGCUGUGACGUCGCGGCGUGCAUCGCGGCCGUGGAUGCGGCGGCGACGCCUUCUUGUAGGGCGGCCGGGACCCGAGGGGAGUCCACUGCCCUUGACACCAGUGCUGAUGGCGUUGCCACUGUGUCGUCGGUAUCGCAGCCGCACUGCCUCUUGCGACUGGAGUGCAACCCUCCGUUCGACCACGAGGUCAUUGCGGCAGCCUUUGAGCAUCUGCUGCGAUGGCUGGAAAGCGCUUCGUCGGCUAUGGCCGUAUCGAUCCUCAUCGUCAUUCCGGACUCCACACAAGCGCACGCCGCCAAAGUGCGCUCAAUAAUCGAGAAGUCCCGCUUCUGCCGCUGGGCGCGCUCGCUGCCACCGCGGGACUGUCUCUACGUCCACGGUGCACAUCAUCGUGACCCUCCCGCAGCAAGGGAAUUACCUCGUCGCUUGCAGGGCUGGAAGCGUCCGCGCGACACUGACGGCACCGCCACAGCCCCUUCCCGCCUUGCCGUUGAUGCAGGCAGCUUCAUUUGCUUGUCGUGCCCGACUCGGCUAAUGGUCAUUCAAGAUGACAUAGCCGAACACGCGUGCAACGGUGCCGCGAUUGGGGCAGAGGUGUGUGCUGCUUGGAGCCAACUAUCGCAUGCCGUGUCUAGUGCAGCUCGAUAA